Molecule: messenger RNA, 1074 nt
Organism: Microdochium trichocladiopsis
Lineage: Eukaryota; Fungi; Ascomycota; Sordariomycetes; Xylariales; Microdochiaceae
Exons: 6
Coding region: 1-1074 (357 amino acids)
Source: RefSeq, a predicted model, not a curated record
AUGGUUUCUCCCGAAGGCGUCAUCGCGUCGGAAUGGACAGUCACGAUACUGGCCUUGAUCUUUCUCGGCCUCCGACUGUAUGUCAGGAUUACGCAACGACAGAAGAAUCUCAUCUGGUCUGAAGUUUGGCUGGUUAUGGGCGCGUCAUGGCUUCUGGGCCUCGUCAUUUGCGAUACAAUCACCUACCGUAAAGGAGCCAUGUCGGAGUUUGCGGAUCAGACUGACGUUGAGAUCAAGCAGCUCCGCUUCGCCACCAACUAUCUCUUCGAUGCCGGCCUAUACUUUCCCAAACUCAGCAUGGUCACCAUUUACUUUCAGCUCCUACCACGACACGUCCGUCCCCUACGCUGGGCUUUGUACUUUACAGCCGUCUUCACCGCUGCCGCGUUCUUGAUCGCCAUCUUUGUCGAUACCUUCUGGUGUGGUCUUAAUGUACCGGUGAAUUGGUCUCCUGACCCAGCCGCGUGCUCGACGUUCAGCUCAGAGUUUGUCUUCCACCUCAACUGGUCUUUUUGUUUCAUCUCCGAAGUCCUACUCUUGGCCCUGCCUUUUCCUCUGUUGAAGACUUUGCGAACGGCAAACCGCCACGAGACCGUCAGCCUGGUAUUUCUUUUCGCGCUGGGCAUCAUCACGAUCGCCGUCUCCGCCGGCCGGUUUGCCACCAUGAUGGUGCUUGUCAACGACAUUAGUAUUUACGUCUGGGCCACGACCGAAUUUGCCGUCAGCCAGAUCAUCGUGUCCUCCAUGGCGCUGCGGCCACUGAUGAAGCGCAUCUGGAGCUCCGUCUACUCCAGCAAGAACGGCCGGUCCACCAACGGCGAGUCGCGCCGCAUCUCGACCGCCAAGGUCUACACGCACCGCACCGCCGUGCGCAUCAACGAGCAGCUCGGCACGCAGACGGAUGUGUGGGGCCCCAACGACAGCGAGGUCGAGCUGCAGGCAUAUCAGAAGCAGUCCGGGUCGGGUAUCCAGGUGUUACACAGCCACAGCGUUGUGAGCACCAAGGGCCGGACAGACUCGGACGGUUCGAUCGAGCAGGCGGUCCCCACUGGUGUCACGGGCCCGAAGCCAUAA